This is a messenger RNA of Heterobasidion irregulare TC 32-1, 699 nucleotides long. RefSeq names its product glutathione S-transferase (gene GST5). The transcript has 7 exons. The coding region runs from base 1 to 699 and encodes 232 amino acids. Lineage: Eukaryota; Fungi; Basidiomycota; Agaricomycetes; Russulales; Bondarzewiaceae. The record is from RefSeq and is a predicted model, not a curated record.
AUGCGUUUGCUAUUUACAGCGGCGGCUUCCGCACAAUCUACCUUAAUUGUCCACCACCUGAACAAUUCUCGUUCUCAAAGGAUCCUUUGGUUACUUGAAGAGUUGGAGGUGCCCUAUGAGAUCAAGCUUUACCAGCGCACAGCCGAGUUGCUUGCUCCCAAGGAACUUCUCGACAUCCACCCCCUUGGCAAGUCUCCCGUAAUCACAGAUGGAGACGUAACGUUGGCUGAAAGUGGCGCAAUCGUUGAAUAUAUCAUCUCUAAAUAUGGCGGUGGCAAAGCUUCGCCUCCUGAUGCCGGGAAAAUUGAUAACCUCUACUUCUCUCACUAUGCAGAGGGCACAUUGAUGCCCUUGGCCGUCAACAAGCUCGUCUUCAGCAUUGUUCCAGGGCGUAGCCCCUUUUUAAUCAGGCCAAUCGUUCGGACUGUGUUCGAUCAACUCACUAACAGACUCGUUAAUCCUCAACUCAAGAGAAAUCUCGAUCUGGUGGAGGCUCACCUUGCCAAGUCCGGUAAUUUCUUCGCUGGAGGUAACGAGCCGACUUCCGCAGACUAUAUGAUGCUAUUUCCCUUGGAAGCCUUGACCGCUCGUUCGAAAGAGCAUAUCGGGCCGAGGGUUCAAGAAUGGGUCAACCGUAUCCACGAAAGGCCUGCCUACAAACGAGGAAUCGAAAAGGGAGGACAGUACGACUAUGCCUGA